This is a messenger RNA of Acanthisitta chloris (rifleman), 333 nucleotides long. RefSeq names its product fibroblast growth factor 3 (gene FGF3). The annotation marks the transcript as partial. Gene Ontology annotation, cellular component: cytoplasm. Gene Ontology annotation, molecular function: growth factor activity; fibroblast growth factor receptor binding. Gene Ontology annotation, biological process: regulation of cell migration; cell differentiation; positive regulation of gene expression. The record is from RefSeq and is a predicted model, not a curated record. Lineage: Eukaryota; Metazoa; Chordata; Aves; Passeriformes; Acanthisittidae. The transcript has a single exon.
GAAAAUUACAACUCAGAGUGUGAGUUCGUGGAGAGGAUCCAUGAACUGGGUUACAACACCUACGCGUCUCGUCUCUACCGGACUGUGCCCAACAGAGCUGGCACCAAGCGCAAAGCCAGCGCAGAGAGACUUUGGUAUGUCUCAAUCAAUGGGAAAGGACGACCCAGAAGGGGCUUUAAAACUCGCAGGACACAGAAAUCCUCUCUCUUUCUGCCCAGAGUAUUGGAUAACAAAGACCAUGAAAUGGUCCGACUGUUCCACACAAAUGUGAAAUAUCGGGAGAGUCUCCUGAAGCCUCCAAGCAAGAACCAGAGAAGAAGGAGAGGACACUGA